UUUCUGCCGAGGUAUCGCAGCUCCCGCUGACUUAAAAUACCAAGAUCUUUGGCAUUAAUUUUGUUCUUUGCUGCUGAAAAGUCACUCCAAGUUGGGAAAGAAAGGGAAAGAAAAGAUGAGAGCUAUCUGUUGUUUGCUUCUUCUCUUGACCGCCCAGCAUGCGGCAUGGGCACAUGGACGCUAUCAUGGCAACCAAAGACAGAAGACUGCUCCUAGUACUAGUAGGCCCCGUCGACUCGAGGAGACGCUUUCGGUGAACGACUUUUGCGGCAACAGCACUGCCCGUCGAGAUGGAAAUGACCUCCAUGUAUUUGGACUUUUGGGAAGUCGGGGAUGUCGAUAUUCUCACUCCCACCGGCACGUACUCAUGUCGUUGUACCGAACUAACCACUUCCAUAUUCACAGUGGAAUGUGGUCUCUUGUUUUUAUACCUUGGUGAUAAAAACUUGACAGCGGAAGAACUUCUAUGGGAGACGCCCAGAGCCAACAUCGAACAAAUGACCUUUGAAGCGCAGCAAGAAGGAAAUGAAACCGUGUUUGUACCUACGAGAGGCUUUUGGCGGGAGGGAAUCAACGGAGAUGAAUACGAAUUAGGAGGGGAAUCCUUUGUCUUCUCGAAUUCGUCACUCGAAAUUGCCAGUUGUGAAGCAUAUGAUGCCUUUUGCGAAGAUGCCUUUGACUGUCAAGUCUGUCCCGGAGGACAAUCGAUUUCCUGGUCUAACUGCUAUAAUGAAGCGACUUGCGAAGAGGGGGCCAAUGCACUCUUCAUCCAUCAGAUAAUCCUGGACGAUGGGAUUACCAUCGUCCCCUACCAAGAGUUGGAUGAAGCGGAGGAUUCUACCUGUCAGACCGUCGAGAACUUUUGUGCCGACCAGGCAUCUAUUGAGGAAACCAUUACUGACUCUUUGAGCAAUUUCCUUGCGGAGGACGGUGGCCAAGUAGUGGAACCAUUCAACUGCAGCUGCACCGAAAUCACUCAAGAUCAUGUGGCUUUGGACUGUGAUGCACAGUAUACCUAUGACGAGGUGGAACUGCUUGUCAACACUGAGCACAUGACAUUUAAAAGGCAAGAAGGCACCGCCUACUACCUUCCAGAACGGGUCCAGUUUACAGAUCAACUCAUUGAGGACAUUGGUACCAGCGCACCACCCUAUAAUGAGUCUUUUGUAUUGGAUGUGGGCCUAAAAGACGUUGUUUCCUGCAACAUUAAUGGAUGUGAAGCUUAUCAUUGUCAAGUCUGCCCUGGAGAGACCACCGUCCUCAACAGUUGCCCGGGUAGCCCCCAUUCGUGCGAAUCAGCAUUUCUAAUUCCUUUCCUUUUUCAGUUCCGGAAUAUAAAGUUGGCACUGGAAGGAUGUGAUGCUGCAUCGACGCCGGCUGUGAAUAAGGCUGGCUAGACAGUCAUCAGUAUCGUGGAAUGUGUGCCUGCUAUAUUCAUGAGGUUCAAACACAAGCCCACCCACACCUGCGAAGUACAGUGGUACCGGUACAGAGCAUCUCUCAAAGUCCUCCCGUAUGCAAGGGUACCGGUGCUGGUACGUACCCUGGUACAUGUACCAUGUUUCCAAUACAUACAUACAGCAA
This is a messenger RNA of Seminavis robusta, 1584 nucleotides long. The record is from the annotation of a GenBank genome assembly. NCBI's taxonomy places the organism in Eukaryota, Bacillariophyta, Bacillariophyceae, Naviculales, Naviculaceae.